Molecule: messenger RNA, 1212 nt
Organism: Sphaerodactylus townsendi
Lineage: Eukaryota; Metazoa; Chordata; Lepidosauria; Squamata; Sphaerodactylidae
Product: lipase member M-like
Exons: 10
Coding region: 1-1212 (403 amino acids)
Molecular function (GO): hydrolase activity, acting on ester bonds
Source: RefSeq, a predicted model, not a curated record
AUGGCUUGGAUAGUGCACAUGGAGAGGUCUAUAUUGUGGCUGGCUGUGGCAGUGAUAUAUUUAAUUCAACAGGAUGCACAUUCAGAACAAUAUGGAAGACAUUUGAAUCCUGCAACAUUCAUUACAAUUCCUGAAAUCAUCCAGUUCUGGGAAUAUCCCAGUGAACAAUAUGAGGUACAGACUGAUGAUGGCUAUUUCCUGCAACUAAACAGAAUUCCUUAUGGAUUACACAGUCCUGGCAAGAAAGGACAUAACCCAGCUGUUCUAUUGGUAUCUGGCUUGAUUACUGACAGUAAAUGCUGGAUUAUAAAUCUUCCCAACAAUAGCAUAGGAUUUGCCCUAGCAGAUGCUGGCUAUGAUGUUUGGAUGCUAAAUUGCAGAGGAACCACCUGGUCUAGAAGACAUCAGAACUUGUCAAUUGAACAAGAAGAAUUUUGGGAUUUCAGUUUUCAUGAAACGGGGAUUUAUGACAUUCCAGCAGCGAUAAAAUUCAUCUUGACCAAAACUAAACAAGAGGCAUUAUAUUAUAUUGGCCAUUCCCAGGGUGCCUCAUUAGGUUUGAUUGCCUUUUCACUCAUGCCAGAGCUUUCCCAAAAGGUCAAGCUCUUCAUGCUUUUUGCUCCUUCCUACACAAUGGUGGACACUAAAUUCCCUUGCAUAACAUUUCUAAAACUUCCAGAUGGAUUCAUAAGGUUUAUAUGGGGCAAGAAAGAGUUUCGUCUUAUUCCUAUGAAGAUGAGACUUGUGAAUGCUGAGCUGUGCAGCUAUGCAGUAAUGAACAAAAUUUGUGUUUACUUCAUGUUAAUUGGUUUUGGGUUUAAUGAGAAGAAUAUAAAUGUGAGUCAAAUAAGUGCCUAUGCUGGAAUGUUUCCUGAAUAUACUUCAGUAAAAACCAUGGUUCAUUGGGGUCAGGUGGCUAAAUCAAAAGAAUUUAAAUAUUUUGACUAUGGCAGUAAGAACAGAGCUGUAUAUAAUAUGACCAUGCCUCCAUUUUAUAAAGUAGAAGAUAUGCUUGUGCCAACAGCUGUGUGGACUGCUGGAAAAGACAGGGUUACAGAUGUGAAAGACACUGAAUUGCUGCUUCCUCGAAUCGCUCACUUAACUUACUAUAAGAAUUUUCCUGAUUGGCAACAUACAGACUUUGUUACGGGCCUUGAUGCUCCAAAGCAGCUAUACCCAUAUAUGUUUGGGUUGAUGGACCAGUUUAAAUAA